AUGAAUAAUCAAAGAGUAACCUAUGCAGAACUGAAUCUUGUUAAAGACUCAAAGAAACAGCAAAUGAAACCUAAGGGUCCUAAGAGCUCCAUUUCAGUAACUGAGCAGGAAAUAACCUAUGCUGAAUUAAAUCUUCACAAUGCCUCUCAGGAUCUUCAAGGGAAUGACAAGAAGGACCACUGCAAAGAUUUACCACCACCUCCAGGGAAGCUCAUUGCUGGGAUCCUGGGAAUCACCUUCCUUGUCUUGCUGUCUGCUGUGGUAACAACGACAGUUACUCCUCCUAUUGCAAUCAUGGAGCAGAGCAAUUUAUCCUGGAUAACAAGGAAUCAGAAAGUAUAUCACUGUCAUCGUUGUCCAGAGGAGUGGUUAACAUAUUCCAACAAUUGCUAUUACAUUAGUAUUGAAAGAAAAGCAUGGAAUGAGAGUCUGAUGGCCUGUGCUUCUAAGAACUCUAACCUGCUUUAUAUAGAUAAUGAAGAAGAAAUGAACUUUUUGAUCUCCUUGAGUGUUUUUUCGUGGAUUGCACUCUCCCACAGAACCAGUAAUAAUUCAUGGGUUUGGUCAAAUGGCUCAACUUUCUCUUCCAAACUGUUCCCAGUAUCUUUAGAGAGAGACAAUAACUGUGCAUAUUUUAAUUAUCAGAAAAACACACUUUCUUCUGCAUCCUGUUUGGAAAUAAAAAUAUAUGUUUGUAAGCACCAGGCAAUUUAG
Equus quagga is the source of this 714-nucleotide messenger RNA. RefSeq names its product NKG2-A/NKG2-B type II integral membrane protein-like. Bases 1 to 714 code for a protein of 237 amino acids. The record is from RefSeq and is a predicted model, not a curated record. Lineage: Eukaryota; Metazoa; Chordata; Mammalia; Perissodactyla; Equidae. The transcript has 6 exons. Gene Ontology annotation, biological process: positive regulation of natural killer cell mediated cytotoxicity; stimulatory C-type lectin receptor signaling pathway.